UAAAAAACAAAACACAAACGAAGAAGACAGAACCCGGAAGUGAAGAAAAGAUGGCGUCUAGUGAGCCCAGUGGUGAAGUUCGGGAUGCGUCAGGGUCUGAUGCCCCCAAACUGAGCGAGCUGUUGGAUGGGGGCUGGAAGAUCUACGAGGAGGUGGACAGCACUAACGAGCCCCUCGGGUCCAACGCGGUCCAGCUCCGGGUCCGCCGCGGGCUGGGCCUCCUUCAGGAGGCGGCCCGGAUGGUGGCUCAGCUGGACCUGUUCAGUCGGAACGAAGACCUGGAGGAGGUUUCCACCGCAGACCUUAAGUACCUGCUGCUGCCCGCCCUGCUCGGAGCCCUGACCCUGAAGCAGACUAGCAGAGACCAGAGGCUUACUACGGUUCAGACCGCCCGGGACCAUUUCAUGGACUUCCUGAUGAGAUGCAAAGAGUACCACGUGACCAGGUUCAACCUGCCGAAGAGGAGAGAGAGUCCAGGUGAAGAGUCACACAGCGACCUCCCUGCUGCAAAGCCCGCCCCCGGCUCAGCUGACCUGGUCGCCAUGGCAACACAGCGGCAGGCUAAGAUUGAGCGUUACCGUCAGAAGAAGGAGCUGGAGGCUCGACUGUCGGACGUCCGCAGCGCGGUGGAGAGCGGGCAGGCGGACGACGAGAUGAGCAGAGAGUUUUACCUGCUGAACGUGAGGAGGUGGAUCACCGUGAGUCUGGAGGAGAUCGAGAGCAUCGGGCAGGAGGAGGAGAUCCUGAAGAACAUGGAUGGACUGAAGCAGAACUCCACCAGACCCACAAACCAGCCCCCCAGACCGCCCAUGAAACCCUUCAUCCUCACCAAGGAUGCUGUGCAGGCUCAUGUGUUCGGGGCAGGGUAUCCCAGCCUUGCCACCAUGACAGUAGAUGACUGGUACGAUCAGCACAAGAAACGCGGAGCUCUGCCCGACCAGGGUUUACCGAGGACGGUCGCUGAGGACGAGGACUCUGAUGCAAAGGAAAGAGAAGAAGAAGAAAAAGAGAAAAAGGCUGAAAACGAUGAUGAGGAGUCUCUGAUGAAGGCCAGAAACUGGGAUGACUGGAAAGACAAUCACCAAAGAGGUUAUGGAAACCGUCACAACAUGGGGUGACUGAUCCAGGACCUGGACCCUCUUCAGUUUGACCUUGAAGCUGUCGGUAUGAGAAGGCUGCCAAACACAGCGUUGCCAACACCCCUGUUGACUUACUGAUCAGCUUCCCAUUCAGCUGAUUUACUGAUGUAACACGUUGUAAUUUCCUGUCCUCUGUGCUGUUUCUGAAUGAAUGUCAAUAAAAUCUGCAGUUUGUUGUUUAAA
This is a messenger RNA of Labrus mixtus (cuckoo wrasse), 1322 nucleotides long. It is a transcript of the gene igbp1, whose product is annotated as immunoglobulin (CD79A) binding protein 1. Gene Ontology annotation, cellular component: cytosol. The coding region runs from base 51 to 1118 and encodes 355 amino acids. Gene Ontology annotation, molecular function: protein phosphatase 2A binding. Gene Ontology annotation, biological process: regulation of signal transduction; regulation of dephosphorylation. NCBI's taxonomy places the organism in Eukaryota, Metazoa, Chordata, Actinopteri, Labriformes, Labridae. The record is from RefSeq and is a predicted model, not a curated record. The transcript is spliced from 3 exons.